Zea mays is the source of this 807-nucleotide messenger RNA. RefSeq names its product histone H3.2. The transcript has a single exon. Lineage: Eukaryota; Viridiplantae; Streptophyta; Magnoliopsida; Poales; Poaceae. Bases 28 to 537 code for a protein of 169 amino acids. Gene Ontology annotation, cellular component: nucleosome. Gene Ontology annotation, molecular function: DNA binding; protein heterodimerization activity; structural constituent of chromatin. The record is from RefSeq and is a predicted model, not a curated record.
ACGAUCAGUACAAAUAUCCCACCUGGAAUGCCCGAUCCAGACACGCGAAUCCUCCAAUCUGCCCUUGCCGCCGCCGCCGACGGAUCCAGGUCUGUAGACUGCUCACUCCUCUACGCUCCGCUCCGAAUGGCCCGCACGAAGCAGACGGCGCGCAAGUCGACCGGCGGCAAGGCGCCGCGGAAGCAGCUGGCCACCAAGGCGGCGCGCAAGUCGGCCCCGGCCACGGGCGGCGUGAAGAAGCCGCACCGCUUCCGCCCCGGCACCGUCGCGCUCCGCGAGAUCCGCAAGUACCAGAAGAGCACUGAGCUGCUCAUCCGCAAGCUCCCCUUCCAGCGCCUGGUCCGCGAGAUCGCGCAGGACUUCAAGACGGACCUGCGGUUCCAGUCGUCGGCGGUGGCGGCGCUGCAGGAGGCCGCGGAGGCGUACCUGGUGGGGCUCUUCGAGGACACCAACCUCUGCGCCAUCCACGCCAAGAGGGUCACCAUCAUGCCCAAGGACAUCCAGCUCGCCCGCCGCAUCAGGGGCGAGAGGGCUUGAGCUGUCGCGCUGCUGUUCGUCGUUGUAAUAUUUGAAGAUGGCGGGUUCGUUUCAUGUCGUGCUUAUCGUGGAUGUGUUGCCCUCACUGAAUGGAAUGCGACUGCCCUUGUCCGAAAUUAAUGAAUGCCCUUGUUCCUUCAAAGAUUUUGGUGACUUGUUUAAUGGGCACAGUGUAGUCGGAGGUCGCAGGCAUACCAUUAUGUGACUUGUUUACAUGGUUCAAUGGCGUGUUGAUUGCUUGCAAUGGUCUCAGGCAUACCAUUAUGUGAA